GUCCCUCGGCCUGAUACUGUAGUGCCGAGGAGCCCGUGCUGGAGGCGGUGUGUUGCUCUUCAUUGUUCCAGCAGAAAGCUCGGUGCAUGGUUUUCCCACAUUUGUCUCAAUGGCUACCGCACAGAAACCACGUCCCACCUGAGAGGGAGCGGUUCGGCUGCGGAGACGGGACUGGCUGCUGGAAACUUGAGCGCUGACUGGGAUUUAGUGUCAGCGUUGAAAAGGAAACAGAAAAGCUCUUAGUGACGGACUUACUGUGGACCCUGAAGAAAGACGGGGACGGGAACAGAGGCGCCUGCAGCUCGACAGCCCCUCACUGUAGCGUCCGUCACCAUGGUCGAACCAGCCGACAGGCCGUCCACGGCCGGACAGAGGCUGGGCGCCCCUGAGAGCUUUGGGGUGUCCACCUUGGAGCCGGGCCUGCGUCCUCCCGCCCAGCCUCAAGGACGACAAGUCUCCAUAAGGGUUCAGAUGCUCGAUGACGCACAGGAAGUCUUCCAGAUACCGCAACGCUCCCCCGGCAAAGCGCUCUUUGACCAGGUUUGUGUCCACCUCAACCUGUCAGAGGGGGACUAUUUUGGACUGGAGUACACGGACCACCGCAAGAUGACGCUGUGGUUGGAUCUGCUGAAGCCGACGCUGAAACAGAUCAGACGGCCUAAGAACACCAUCCUUCGCUUUGUGGUCAAGUUCUUCCCCCCUGACCACACGCAGCUCCAGGAGGAGCUGACUCGGUAUCUGUUUGCCCUGCAGAUUAAACGCGACUUGGCCUGUGGGCGCCUCAUCGGUAACGACAACAGCGCUGCUCUCAUGGUCUCGCACAUCAUUCAGUCUGAGAUAGGAGACUUCGAUGAGACCCAGAGCUGGCAACACCUCCUCCACAAUAAGUACAUGCCCGACCAGGACGCCAUCAGAGACAAGAUCAUCGAGUGCCACCGCAAGCAUGUCGGACAGACUCCUGCAGUCUCAGACUACAAACUGCUGGAAAUCGCUCGGCGGUUGGAGAUGUACGGCAUCCGUCUGCACCCAGCCAAGGACCGAGAGGGUACCAAACUCAGUCUGGCUGUUGCACACACUGGAGUUCUGGUUUUCCAGGGGUACACAAGAAUUAACACCUUCAACUGGUCCAAGGUUCGCAAGCUCAGCUUCAAACGCAGAAGGUUCCUGAUUAAACUCAGAGCUGACCCCGCUCAGAACGCCCACCACGACACGCUGGAGUUCGCCAUGGCCAGCAGGGAUUGCUGUAAGAUCUUCUGGAAGAUCUGCGUGGAGUAUCACGCCUUCUUCAGGCUCUUCGAGGAGCCCAAGCCCAAACCCAAGCCCAUCCUCUUCACCAGAGGAUCUUCGUUCCGGUUCAGUGGUCGAACUCAGAAGCAGGUCAUCGACUAUGUGAAAGACUCAGAGCUCAAGAGAGUUCCGUUCGAAAGAAAGCACAGUAAGAUUCUGUCCAACAGCAGCAUGACCCCCGAGUCGUCUUCCUUCAGAUCGCAAGUGCCAAAAGAGAGUGCCAUGUCUGUGCCAUUAGCAGAUCAGCCGGACUCAGUCAGACUGGGUCAUCAAACUGACUCUAAUGGUCCAGAGGAGCCCCCAGUGGUCACAUCCUCCACCAACGGCUUCCAUGAUACGCCAGCAGCGCCUGGCUCAGACCCGACUCAGUUCCGACAGAACCACAACGGCACCGGAUCAGCGCCGGACCCACACUUCCUCAACCCAGAAAGUCCAGGUUCAGAGGACUCUCCGAUGGGAAGUCCCCAUGUGGUCGUCAACGGCAGCGGCUCUGUAAAUGGACAGGGGACCGACAGCGCUGUUGUCCCGGUUGCAGGUCAGAGUCCCGAGGGUCGGCAGCUGUCGCCUCUCACCAGCCCGCUGCUCACUGACGCCGGGUGUGUUCGCAACGACGACGAAGAGGAGGCGAGGAGGAAGAAGUUUCCCACAGACAAGGCCUACUUCAUAGCCAAGGAACUGCUGACCACGGAGCGGACCUACCUCAAAGACCUGCAGGUCAUCACGGAGUCCUUCCAGGCUGCUGCAGGGAAAGAUGAGGCCUUCCCAGACUCAGUGAAGAACCUGAUCUCCACCAGCUACGAUCCCAUCUACAAGUUUCACCAGGGAUUCCUCAAAGAGGUGGAGCAGCGGCUGGCGCAGUGGGAGGGUCGUUCUAAUGCACACAUUAAAGGAGACUAUCAGCGAAUCGGUGACGUCCUCCUGAAGAACAUUCAGGGCCUGAGGCAGUUGACCAUUCAAAUGCAGAAACAUUCAGAGUGCCUGGUUGAGCUGGAGAGGGCCUGCAGGUCCAGCCGGAAGGUGGAGUCUCUGUGCAGAGACUUUGAGCAGCAGAGAGUUUGCUACCUACCCUUCAACAUCUUCCUCCUCAGGCCUCUCCACCGCCUGCUGCACUACAAACUCAUCCUGGAGAGGCUGUGCAAGCACUACCCGCCCACCCACGACGACUUCAGGGACUGCAGAGCGGCCCUGGCGGACAUCUCUGAGAUGGUGCUGCAGCUCCAAGGCACCAUGAUGAAGAUGGAGAACUUCCAGAAGCUUCUGGAGCUUAAGAAAGAUCUGACCGGCAUCGACAUCCUCGCCGUCCCUGGGAGGGAAUUUAUCAGACUUGGUUGCCUCAGCAAGCUCUCGGGGAAGGGCCUUCAGCAGCGGAUGUUCUUCCUGUUCAGCGAUUUGCUGGUGUACACCAGUCGAGGAAUGACCCCAUCCUAUCAGUUCAAAGUUCACGGCCAGCUGCCCCUCUACGGCAUGACGAUCAGAGAAAGUGAGGAGGAGUGGGGAGUCGCUCAUUCAUUCACCUUGUUUGGCCAGCGGCAGUCUGUGGUGGUGGCAGCCAGCUGUGCCUCAGAGAUGGAGCUAUGGGUGGAGGACAUCCGGAUGGCCAUCGACCUGGCGGAGCAGAGCAGCAGCCUGGAUGCUGACCUGCUGUCCAACAGCCUCUCCGACAACAAGCUGCUGGAGGACGGUGGAGCUGAGCUGGAGUCGGAGGAGGAGCUGUGCGGCUCGCGCUCGUCCCUGGAGCGCCAGGGUCACCGUGGUAACACCACCGUGCACGUCUGCUGGCAUCGCAACACCAGCGUGUCCAUGGUGGACUUUAGUGUUGCUGUGGAGAACCAGCUCUCAGGUAACCUGCUGAGGAAGUUUAAGAACAGUAACGGCUGGCAGAAACUGUGGGUGGUCUUCACCAACUUCAGCCUCUUCUUCUACAAGUCACACCAGGAUGACUAUCCUCUGGCCAGCCUCCCCCUGCUGGGCUACUCUGUCACCGUCCCCUCUGAGUCGGAGAACAUCCACAAAGACUACGUGUUCAAACUCCACUUCAAGUCCCACGUGUACUACUUCAGAUCGGAGAGCGAGUACACCUUUGAGAGGUGGAUGGAGGUGAUCCGCAGUGCCACCUGCUCCGCCAGCCGCUUGCUGCCAAGCACCAGGAAAGACCUUUACUGAUGAGUCUUCCUCCCUCUGCUGCACAAAGAGACUCUCGCCCGAGUGAAGACCUGAAUUUUGGGCUUCACACACGCCAGAAAAGACUUGCUAAUGAAUCGCACAGCAGGCGCUCAAAUCCACACUAAUUAAUACCUCUGAAGAGUUGAUUCACACACACACACAAACACACACACAUCGCCCAGAGGUGCUCCCACAUCACCUCCACCUUCUUAUUACACACUUUCUGCACCGCUAGUGUCUGAUCAGAGUGCAAACUGUCUGUUUGUCCACAAUUCAUUAUUUCCUUUUUUCCUCCACCAAACUGGCUGCACAAAGUCACGAGCUUUUAGGUGCCUGUUAAAUUUUGAGUGUCACUCAUAUGCUCAACACAUGGGGCUUACCAGAAGUAUUUGAGACACUGAAACAUGACUCUGUGCAACGUUAAGAUUUUACGUGUUUCCUUGGUAAAUAUUUGUCCACCCUGACACAUUUGUGAUGAUAAAAAAUGUAUAUAAAAUGCUUGAAUAAGACCUAAACCAGGAUUUGGGACAAAAUGUUCACUACUGUGCUUGUGAACACACUCUCUGGCGAUUUUGUCUGUUAAUCUGUCUAAUUAGAUGAAUUAAAUGUGAUGCCAGUUUGGCCACAGUUAGAAAACAUCCAUCUUUUCCCUUUUUGUACGGUAACCUUUUGUACAGUACUUUGAUACACUGUGAAAUGCUCUGUUUUUCAUGUUCUCCUGUACGUUUUGUUUUCGUGUGAAAGGACAAAAGGCUUCCAAACUGCUUCCAAUGCCGACAAGAGAUUUCACUGGUUCAUUUGUCAAAUGCCUUCUCUUCUGUAUUCCUCCAGUUUUCUGGAUUUUAGUAUUCCUAAAUAAAGAUGAGAAACGAUUGUGUUCAUAUGGAAAAAAAAAAGAGACAACUCAGAAA
This is a messenger RNA of Scatophagus argus, 4361 nucleotides long. Its product is annotated as FERM, ARHGEF and pleckstrin domain-containing protein 1-like. The transcript has 28 exons. Lineage: Eukaryota; Metazoa; Chordata; Actinopteri; Scatophagidae. Gene Ontology annotation, molecular function: guanyl-nucleotide exchange factor activity; cytoskeletal protein binding. The record is from RefSeq and is a predicted model, not a curated record. The coding region runs from base 334 to 3450 and encodes 1038 amino acids. Gene Ontology annotation, cellular component: cytoskeleton.